Messenger RNA from Musa acuminata AAA Group (dessert banana), 3987 nucleotides. RefSeq names its product pentatricopeptide repeat-containing protein At1g02060, chloroplastic. Lineage: Eukaryota; Viridiplantae; Streptophyta; Magnoliopsida; Zingiberales; Musaceae. The coding region runs from base 39 to 2156 and encodes 705 amino acids. Gene Ontology annotation, molecular function: protein binding. The transcript has 2 exons. The record is from RefSeq and is a predicted model, not a curated record.
UCAAGAUCCGGGGAGACUGCAACCGGAAGCACCAUGCGAUGCUUCGUCUCGGACGCGCCCGUGCCCUCCGCUGCGCCUCCAUUGCCUUCUCCACCUCCUCCUCCAUCGAAUCCAGACCUUCACACCUCAGCUCAGACCCUAACAUCGACCUCGCCCACGCCAUCGCUAACCUCGUCAACGCCCACCACGCCGGCCAUUGGCCCCCGUCCCUCGACGCUGCCCUCUCCGCCCUCGCCCGCUCCCAUGCCUCCGACCUCACCCCCUCCGCCCUCCUCCGCUCCCUCUCCCUCCUCCGCCGCCCCUCCGCCGCCGGUCCCCUCCUCCUCUGGUCCCGCCACCACCUUCCCCUCGACCCCCGCGCCGCCGCCAAGGCCCUCCACCUCCUCCUCCGCUCCCGCGCUCUCCGCCCCGCCCUCGACCUCCUCCUAUCCCUCCCCCCAUCCUCCUUCCCUGAUCACUCCUUCAACGCCCUCGUCCGCCGCCUCGCCGCCGCCGGCCAUCUCCGCUCCGCCGUCCGGCUCUUCCGCCUUAUCCCCUUCCCCUCUGUCUUCUCUUACAAUUCCCUCCUCGCUCCCCUCCUCCGCCGUGGCCGCACCCGCGCCGCCUCUGCCCUCUUUGACGAGAUGCUCGCCACCGCAGUCCGGCCCGAUGUCUGCACCUUCAACACCCUCAUCCGAGGCUUCUGUCUCAAUUCCAUGGUCGACGAGGCCUUCCGCCUCUUCAAUGAGAUGCCGCGGCACGGCUGCGCCCCAGACGUCGUCACCUACAACACACUUGUCGACGGCCUUUGCCGCGCAGGCAAGGUCCGCAUCGCCCACAGUCUCCUUAACGGAAUGCGGACAAAAAGCUCCGAUCUUGCACCGAAUGUUGUUUCCUACACCACUCUGAUCCGCGGCUACUGCAGCAAACUCCUCCCGGAUGAGGCCGUGGAGCUCUUCCACCAGAUGGUGGCGCUCGGCCUCAAACCUAAUAAGAUCACAUACAAUACCCUCAUCCAAGGGCUUUGCGACGCACGGAGGAUGGAUUUGGUCAAGGGGAUCAUGGAACCAGGAGAUGAUGGUGGCAAAGAGUUGACUUUUAGGCCGGAUACUUGCACGUUUAACACCCUGAUAGCUGCGCAUUGCAACCUGGGCAGCAUCAGCGAUGCACUUAACGUGUUUGAAAGAAUGGCGGAGAUGAGAGUGAAACGUGAUUCUGCAACUUACAGUACCAUGAUAAAGGGCCUGUGUGAAAAAGGCGAGUUUGUACGAGCUGAGGAGCUCGUUGAUGAGCUGUUGGAGAAGGAGGUGUUCAGGAAGCAAGGCAUUCCCCUGCUGGCAGCUUAUAACCCAAUAUUCGACUACUUGUGUCAGAAUGGGAAGACAGAGAAGGCAAGGAUGUUGCUUCAACAGUUGUUGGAUAAGCAAGCCAAAGUAGAUGUGGCAGCAUUUAAGACAGUGAUCUUGGGCCACUGCAAGGAGGAGCGAUUGAGAGAAGGGUAUGAGCUGCUGGUGUCGAUGGGUAAAAGAGACCUUGUGCCAGAUGCUGCAACUUUUCAAACACUGAUCGAGGGAUUCAUGCAGCAGGAGAAGAUAGGCUUUGCUUGGGAGGCUUUUAGGAAAAUGUUGAACACUUGGCAUCGGCCUAGCACAGGUACAUUCCAUUCAGUACUCGCGGGAUUGGCAAAGAAAAGUCGGUAUGCUAAAGAAGCUGGUGAAUUGGUCACCUUGAUGGUGGAAAGGAAGAUUCGCCCUAAUAUCGAUCUUUCGACGAAUGUUGUCAGCAGUUUGUUUGGAGAUAACCUAAAUGACACUGCUCUCAAGAUUGUUGGAUUGCUUUACCAUAAUGGUUAUCGCGUGAAGAUGGAGGAGUUGAUUCCAUCUCUGUGUGAGAACCAGAAAUUCCUGGAGGCUAAAGAGAUGUUGCUUUUUAGUUUGGAUAAGUGUGAGAAUGUUAAUGAUGAUGUUUAUGGUUUGGUGAUUGGUGGGCUUUGUUUAAGUGGAAGGGCUUCGGAGGCAUUUAGGGUGUUGUACGAAAUGAAUGAAAGAGCCAGUGCACAUGUUUCUUCAAGUUGUUUAUAUGCUCUAAAACUUGCACUUGAAGAAAGUGGAAGAUGGAAAGAAGCAGAGUUUGUUUCCAGGCAAAUGAAUCGUGCGAACAAAAGAAUCGGAAGUUGAUCUGACUAAUGUGAAUUAGAUUGAGUUCCCAGUAGUGCUUGGGGGUUCUGCAACUGCAACAGCUUGGACUAGAAUUACGUACUGGGAUCUGUCCGGUAUCUCCUCCUUUCUGAUGAGCGAGCUUGUUAUUCUUUCGUAGCUCUGAUACCACUUGGACUGAAGGCAGUACCCUCGAUGCACUCCCGAAUCAAUGCAAUGCAAUGCAAUGUGAUGCGAUGCGAUGCACUCUUGAGUAUUCUGGCACUAAAUGCAUGAGACGCAGCUCUGCCUCUCAGGCUGAGAAGGUUCGCUUAUUCCGGCAUCCUCCUCCUCGUCCCCUUCCUCGCCGAUUGCCUUCUCCACCGCUACAUCCUUCGUCCUCUUCCACAACCCCCGGCCUUUGAGGAGCUCCACCGCUUCCUUCAUGGUGGGCCGGUUGUCGGGGUUGAGGUCGGUGCACCGCAAGGCGACCGCCACCGCGUUCCGCAGCUCCGCCGGCUCGAACCUUUCCCCGAGGCGUGGGUCCGCGAUGCGCUCCCACGCGCCCUUCUCCACCAGCGGCGCCGCCCACUGCACUAUGUCGCGCUUGACGCCGCCGGGUAGCUUCUCGAUGGGCUUCCUGGCGCUCACGAUCUCCAGCAGCAGAACGCCGAAGCUGUACACGUCGCAGCUCUCGGCGACUUUCCCCCACAUGGCGUACUCAGGUGCGAGGUAGCCCAGCGUCCCCUUCACCCUCGUCGUCAGGUGGCUCACUCCCUCCGGGAUCAGCUUCGCGAACCCGAAGUCGGCCACUUUGGCGCAGAAGUCGGCGUCGAGCAGCACGUUGCUGGUCUUCACGUCUCGGUGUAUGAUGUGAGGGCUCGCCUCAUGGUGCAAGUACCUGAAACAGGUCGGGAGGGCAUUGAAUCAAACACCUGGCAACGAUGGUAACAUCAUGAACCCGACUCAACUCACGCGAGUCCUUCCGCUGCUCCGAUGGCGAUCUGCAUCCUGCGAGGCCAGUCGAGGAGCAGAUCGGCGGAGCGACGGCCAUGGAGAUGGCUGAGCAGGCUGUGGUUGGGCAUGUAAUCGUAAACGAUCAGCCUCUCCUCGCCACCUGCGUAGAAACCUCUCAGGCUCAGUAGAUUCUUGUGCCUUACCCUCCCCAGCACCUCCACUUCGACGGCGAACUCCAUCUCCGCCUUGGCCGUCAUGGCCUUGAGCCGCUUCACAGCGAUCUACACGACAGCAACAAGUCACUUCAUGACAGAGAGACUCUUAUGUAUGAUGAGUAGUGACUUGCCUCCACUCCUUUGUCAGUUCUACCCCAGUAGACAGUCCCAAAGCCGCCUUCUCCGAGCUUGUUGUCCUCAUGGAAGUUCCUCGUUGCAUGGACGAGCUGUUUCAGGGUGUAGAUUUCCCAAGGAUAGCCGCCGCCACCAUGGCCCUUGUGUGAUCUGAACAAAUACUAGUUGUGAUCACAACUCUAGAAGAAGUUGAAACAGUAGUAUGCAUGCAGGAGCAGGACCAUACGAUACCUUCGUGCAGCCUCACGCCCCUCGAGGGAGAAGCAGCAGCAGAUGCAUCUCUGAAGCAUCCCUAUCCGAGUAGUGAAAGAGAGAAAGGUCAAUGGUGCUUGGAACUCGAGGAAGUAGACGGAGUAGAACAAAGAGCUAAAACUGGUGGGUAGCUGUCCUUGUUCUUGGGUGUCAUUGAACACUUCACCCACUCAAUUGUUUGCACCUCUGGAUCAUAUAAUUUAACUCAGGUACUGCAGCAUAUGCUUUGAUUGUUUAAUGGAUUUGUGGAGGUUGGUUGUCACAACCACAAUCACUGAAAACUUAUGGAAUGAGUCGACUAUAGUUGAUGCUGA